This is a messenger RNA of Chelonus insularis, 4589 nucleotides long. RefSeq names its product multiple wing hairs (gene mwh). Bases 1151 to 4381 code for a protein of 1076 amino acids. The transcript has 7 exons. NCBI's taxonomy places the organism in Eukaryota, Metazoa, Arthropoda, Insecta, Hymenoptera, Braconidae. Gene Ontology annotation, molecular function: small GTPase binding; actin filament binding. Gene Ontology annotation, cellular component: cytosol. The record is from RefSeq and is a predicted model, not a curated record. Gene Ontology annotation, biological process: cell migration; cortical actin cytoskeleton organization; regulation of cell shape.
UAUCGUAGGUCACGACUCGACCCACAGUAGAAUCUCUUGAUCCAGUCUCAACUGUUGCCCAUCACUUUAUAUUAGCAAUAAUAAUAAGGCUCCUGUGUGUAGAUAGAAAGACUCCUGGUGCUCGAGCGAUGCACACGUGCAACCAUCUCAGUUAUCGAGCACACUCAAGACUCGAAACCCAGCACCUUCACUCCUCCAGACGAUCUCGUGUCGUGUAUAUCGUCUUACAGUCUACUUCGGACUCAUCAUCAGUGGCCUCAGGUUAUAUUCACGUUAUCGCAAGUAGAACAUUUUAAAAUCAACAUUGAUAAUGGUGUUGAUGAAUUCAUUUCUAUAACUUGAACACAAAUAAAGUGACAACUGGAUUAGUGUGAGUAAUUUUGUGGUUAGUAUUGUCGAGUGCUUCGUUCCAUGAAGUCCGACAUUGCGAGAAAAUUACGAGCGUCCUGUGCAGUAUACCCGAAACAAAUAAAUAGCAAUUCCAGUGGGUCAAGUUCACGGUUGAUCUUUGUGGCGAGAGGUACACAGAAUGAGAUGAAAGGUGGACAACAACAGUCAACCCCGUGUAGUGCAAGUCAGUCGCCAAGUCAUUGAGAACUUGUUUGACCAAGUCUCCUUCAGACACCUCGAAGAUAGUGUUAAAUUUUCACGCAAUGUUAGUGUGAUUUGCAAAUUAUUAUAAAUCAAGUUUGCUUUUUAUGUGUUGCAAGUGUUUAUUUAUGGCAAUAUUUAUUAGUUUUAUUAUAUUCUCUUUUGAAAGUUUUAUUAUGAUGAAAAGUUAAAAAAGAAAAUUGUGACUAAUUGAUUUAAUAGUUGUUCAAAGUCAAUGUACUGUACUAGUGAUUAAAUAUUAUAUUUGUUGUAGAUAAAUAUAUUGUGACAUGAUAAAGCAAAUUGUAUUAAAAUGUAAAAAAAUAGUGCAUUCAUUGCGGAACUGCACAUCCAUCAAAGAAUAAUCAUGAAUUGUGAACUCGUGUAGUGGAACAUUUCAUUUGUUAUUAAAAAGAUUUCACGACUCAAAGUCGACCCAGUAAAUCAAGAAUGCCUGGCUUACUACAAGAAAUUCACUGAACCAUUUAUAAAAAAGAUUGCAGUACCUUUUAUAUUUUUACACUUAAUACGGAUUGUUCAGUAUAGGUGUUUACUUAAAAUGGGUAAUUCAAGAUCUCAGCCCUGUCAACCACGUAAACCCAUGUUUUUUUUCUAUCUUAUCAAUCGUACAUGGAACGGAGUACGUAGAGAUAAAGAAAACAGAAGAUCAAAGGAAGCCGAUCAUGAUACAGAAUCAUCAAGAUGCAGCGGAUGUAAAGGAUGCGAUUACCAACAGGACAGUUUAAUCUUCGAUAGUGAAUCAGAGAUGGCACCAAAUGCAGAAGAAGAAAUGCUUGCUGUGAAACCUUGGGGAUUACAACAAGAAAAAGAACGUCUCCGUCCACCAACCUACAAUGCUGAAGACUAUGCUAUGGCUUUACGAAGAUGGGGAAGACGUCCACUAACAAAUAAUCAUGAUUCUCAAGGGACAUUACCCUCAACAACUAGUUCAAGUUCCGGUUAUGUAUCCGGAAGUGGAGAAAUGACUUUGAGACAAUUUACAUCUGUUAGUGAAUUGCUUAACAAAUUACGAGCAGAUCUUAGGCUUGCUUUUCCUAGUUUUGUCCAAGAAUUCGCUUCAGCACCUGCAGAUGGAAUAACAUUACUAUUGGAGACACUACGAGGAGUACAACUGGUGCAAAGUACACCGCCAUCAGGACAAACUGGACCUCGUAUUGGAACAAGAAGAGCAGCACUUGAUGAGCUCGGUUGUGUUGAGUGUUUGGCUGCAUGCGUUGAAAGGUGUGCUGAUGCUCCACGACUUUUGUCACAAGCACAACCAGGACUUCUCGCACUUGCAGUCUGUCUGACUAGUAGCUUGAACCGGUCUCGGGUUCUGGCUCUUCAGCUUUUGACGAAGGUAUGUCAGACACCCGGAGGUCAUGCGGCUGUUUCUGAAGCUGUUUCAACAUUAAGAUUACGAUAUGGAGAAGGUGGAAGAUUUCGAUUUCUCGCUGGAGCUCUUCUUGCUCCAAGAGCAGCUAUUGCCUUAAGAGUUGCUGGAAUUUCAUUUCUCAAUGCUUUCUUAAAAUCUGCACCAAAAACUCAAACGAGGCUUUACAUACAAGCUGAAGCUUGUGAAGCUGGACUUGAGCCUCGAGUUUUGCAAGACUGGCUAACUGAAGAUGAGGGUAGAAAUGAUGACACUUUGAUGGAUUUAUUAAAAAAAGAAAUUCAAAAGUGGUCAGCCAACUGUGUCGAUGUAGACAUUUUACAAAAGCGUCUAGCUCAAGCUGAAGAGACAUGUGUGAUGCUUGGAAAUAAAAUAAUGGUAUUAGAAGAUCAACUGGAGAAAUUAAGACUAGAGAAAAGGAUGAAUUAUAAUAUCACAGAAAAAAAAUUUAAAUCAUUAACAGACGUUCAAGAGACACAACGAUUAUCUUCUAAUGGAGAGGAUGAAGGAAUUAGUUCAUCUGAGAGAUCCAGCAGUCCUGAAGAUUUACAUCAAAAUAGACAGAUUGAAGGUAAAGCAGUCGACAACGAUCAAGAGACAACGAUUGAUGAUGUCAUUGAAGAACUUAGAAUAAUCGUUAAAGAUGCGGAGGAAGAGGAUAGAAAAAGUAAAGAGAGCUUUAAAGAUAGAUCUGCUAUUAAAUUACCUCUUAGUCAAGAAUCAAGUAUUCAAAGUCAAGAGAAAGCUAAAUUAAAAUUAGAUUCUCUACCAAAUAUCUCGGACACGAAAAAAAAUCCCGUUAACCGUUUACAACGAGAUGAUCAAAAUUUUAGUAUUAAUGAAGAUGAAACAAGAUUGCCAAAUGUCGUGUCGAAGACAUCUACAGAUGGAGGUAGUUUAAAAAUUAUCGUUCAAGGUCCAGAUGUUGAAGAAGCUAUCGUGCCAGCAAUUAUACAUCCACAACCACCAAGAAAAUUUCCUCCUUGUUUGUCAACUAUUAUUGCAACUAGAACGGAUGAAUUUCUGCAACAUCCUGUUUAUAAUUCUCAUGAUGAUGAAGACGCAGAGGAAGAGACAUUAGGUGAUGGAAGCGAUUCUUUGUUAAGUGCCUCUAGAUUAAAAUAUAAUAAUAAAGAUAAAGAAUCGUGUAUCGAUUUGGAAGGUCAACUUUAUUUAGGCAAAAAUGGAGUAACAUCAAGAGAUUUAUUAAAUAAUGAUCACGAAGUAGAAAAGAAAGAUAAAAAAAUUUGUAAGGAUUAUGAUAAAAGUGGUAGUAAGAACUUUGAUUCAGGACCUUGUAAAUAUUUCGAAGCUUAUCGUCAAUUUGAACCAGUUGGAAAACCAAAUGAGCGUAAUCGGUAUAAAAAUGAAGUUGAAAAAAAAAAAUUCCUUCGAAGAUCUAUUAGUCAAGAUCAUAUAAAUCCUCAGGAUGCUAAUGUAAAUGUUAGGAAAUCCAACAAUACUAGUAGUAACAAGGUCGAGAGUCGUAUAAGAAAAUUUGAAAGUAUGAAUUCUUUUGAGAAUGCAAGCUUACAUGAUUUAUCACGAAAUAGUAGUCAAUGUAGUCGACGGAAGGUUUGCGAUAAUGAGAAUUUGAAAAAAAUUCGAAGAUCUGAGUCAUGUCAUCAUGUAUCGUAUGUUAAGAAAGAAAAUUAUCAUGAAGGAGGUAGUGACAGUGGACUUCAUUACUUUACAGAUUAUAAUCUGGAGCCUGUAGUCACAAGAAAAUCACAACCUGAAGCCUUAGAGCCUAUGACUCAGCUAACUAAAUCUUUAGAUAGGAUUGACGAAGGCCUUGACUCAUUAGUAAAUAUCGUUAUCGGAGGAUCAAAAUCACACUGGUCACAACAUACUCGACUUUUAAAAGAAAAAACUGUAAAAACUUCUAGAUUAGAUGAUAAAGUUACAAAUAAAAUUCGAUCUGAACAACAAAAUUCACCGACAAAACAUCCAGUCAGAGUACUAGAAAAUAAAAAUACUUCGAGGAAUUCGUUUGAUAAUUAUUUAAAGUUUAAUGGAUCUUGCAAUGGACCAUACAACUCAUCAAUUAUAAGAAACGAUGAGCUAUAUCAUAUAGACAGACCUCACCGCAGUCAUCAGAAUGAAUUAAAUACCUUUGGUAAAAUUUCCAAUUUUAAAUCUGACAAUAAUUUGUCGAUGAUUUCAUCUCUUCACCAUGAAAAGUCACCAAGCAAGUUUUUAAUUAAUGAUGCUGGUAUUUUUCUUUCUUCCGGAAAACCUCACGAUGCCUUUGGUUUAGGAAAAAAUCGUUUUAAUGCUGGAAAAUAUUCUGGAAAUCCAACAUCAACAGAUAAAAUAGGAUUACGAAGAAAUUCAGUGUCAUCUACAGCAAUAAAACGUGGUAAAGUGACAGAUAUACUUUCGGGUUUAUAUUAAUAUAAAAUAAAUGAAAUUUUAAAAACAAGAAUGUGCAAUAAAUACAAGUAUUAUUUUUAAUAAUUCAAUAUUGGUGCAGGAAAAUUAGUUAAUCUUUUUGUUUAUAUUAUUUCAGUUAUAUAAUAAUGAGUAGAUACUGAUUAAAUAAUGUAAAUAUAUAGUAGCUACUUAAAUUUGUAUGACGAAUUUAUUAAAUAUACUUUUUAAA